AAGAGAGGGAGAGGGGCUGGAGAGACGCACACACACACACCGCUCCGAUCGGCGAGCUUCACCGCACUGACAGUCCACAUCUUACACUGCUGACUCUAACGGCGGAGCCCUUCAGAUAUGGCGGGGCUUCGUUGAGAGGGACAGAAAAUCUCCGAGCACUAGCGUUCACCGAACAGUUUGUUCUUGGACACGCGUCUCCCGCAGCCCUCCUUAUGCACCGCUGCGACGCGGAGAAACGGCAGCAGCGCUGAAAGAGUCGAAGAAAGAGGACGAGAGUGAUUUUUACCCCCUUGAACGGACAAUGGCGGACCGCGAUGCGCUGCCCCUUCCAUUGGAAGUGCGGGCCAGAUUGGCUGAGCUGGAGCUGGAGUUAUCCGAAGGCGACAUCACUCAGAAGGGAUAUGAGAAGAAGAGGUCAAAACUGCUCGGGGCGUAUCUGCCACAGCCUCCAGGGCUGGAGGCGUCCAUGGCACACGAGCGCCGGCCACCCAUGGCGCCCUCCGCUUCACGAUACCACCGCAGACGCUCCUCCGGCACCCGUGAUGAACGUUACCGAUCAGAUGUCCACACAGAAGCAGUUCAGGCAGCACUAGCCAAACACAAGGAGAGGAAGAUGGCUGUUCCCAUGCCGUCUAAACGCCGAUCUCUAGUGGUACAGACCUCUAUGGAUGCCUACACCCCCCCAGACACCUCGUCCGGCUCGGAGGAGGAGGGCGGCCAGGUGAGGGUACCCCCCACCUCCAGCCAGGGCAGCGUCAGCAUGGAGCACUGGAUCAGCCGGGCCAUCCACCAAGGUUCCACCACCUCCUCCUCCUCAUCGUCAACGCAGAGUGGGGGCAGCGGAGCCGCCGGGCGCCUGGCUGACGUCCUGGCUCAAACGCAUGUCGGCAAAUCAGGGCCGAUCGCUCACCUCUCGUUGAAGAGGAAAACUAUGCUCGGCGUAGCAGAGAACGGAAACUCGCUGCGGCGCUCCUGUGAGUUCGGAUCAGAUCUUCUCUGGCCGCCGCCCUUGGAGUCCGAGGAGAAUCACUCAGCCCCUCCGGACGUCACCACCUACACCUCCGAACAUCCCGUUCAGGUGGAGAGGCCACAGGUGUCCACCGUACCCCGGACCACACCCAAAUAUGGCAACGCCGAACUCAUGGAGACCGGAGAUGGUGUCCCAGUUAGCAGUCGUGUCUCAGCUAAAAUCCAGCAGCUUGUAAACACACUAAAGCAGCCCAGACGACCUCCACUUCGAGAGUUUUUUGUUGAUGAUUUUGAAGAACUCCUAGAAGUCCAGCAGCCCGACCCCAACCAGCCACGGCCGGAGGGCGCUCAGAUGGUCGCUAUUCGAGGGGAACCGCUGGGAGUGGUCACUAAUUGGCCACCAUCUUUAGAAGCUGCACUGCAACGCUGGGGGACCAUCUCGCCCAAAGCGCCCUGCCUGACCACCAUGGACACCAACGGCAAACCCCUCUACGUCCUUACUUACGGUAAGCUUUGGUCUCGGAGCAUCAAAGUAGCGUAUAACAUCCUCCACAAACUGGGCACCAAGCAGGAACCCAUGGUCCGACCAGGAGACCGGGUGGCUCUUGUGUUCCCAAACAACGAUCCCGCCGCCUUUAUGGUCGCCUUCUACGGCUGCCUGCUGGCAGAGGUGGUGCCCGUACCCAUCGAAGUGCCACUUACCCGAAAGGAUGCAGGAAGUCAACAGAUCGGCUUUCUCCUGGGCAGUUGUGGGGUUACUGUAGCUCUGACCAGUGACGCCUGCCACAAAGGCCUUCCGAAAGGACCCACUGGCGAAAUACCACAGUUCAAAGGAUGGCCAAAGCUGCUAUGGUUCGUCACGGAAUCCAAACACCUGUCCAAGCCGCCACGUGAUUGGUUCCCUCACAUCAAAGAUGCAAACAACGACACCGCCUACAUAGAGUAUAAAACCUGUAAAGAUGGGAGUGUUUUGGGUGUGACGGUGACAAGGAUCGCACUUCUUACACACUGUCAGGCCCUAACGCAGUCUUGUGGAUACACAGAGGCUGAAAUCAUAGUGAAUGUAUUGGAUUUUAAAAAGGAUGUGGGUUUGUGGCACGGCAUACUAACUAGUGUCAUGAACAUGAUGCAUGUAAUCAGCAUCCCGUACUCCCUAAUGAAGGUCAACCCUCUGUCCUGGAUACAGAAAGUGUGUCAAUACAAAGGUAAAGUAGCUUGUGUCAAGUCCAGAGAUAUGCACUGGGCUCUGGUCGCUCACCGAGAUCAGAGAGACAUCAACCUGAGCUCCCUGCGCAUGCUGGUGGUGGCCGACGGAUCCAACCCAUGGUCCAUCUCUUCGUGUGACGCGUUCCUCAAUGUCUUCCAGAGUAAAGGUCUGCGGCCAGAGGUCAUCUGUCCAUGUGCCAGCUCAGCUGAAGCCCUCACCGUGGCCAUCAGGAGGCCUACUGAUGACAGUAACCAGCCGCCGGGCCGAGGAGUGCUGUCUAUGCAGGGUCUGAGCCACGGUGUCAUCAGAGUGGACUCAGAAGAGCGUCUCUCCGUACUCACCGUACAGGAUGUUGGCACUGUGAUGCCAGGAGCUCUGAUGUGUGUGGUCAAACCAGAGGGAGUUCCUCAGCUGUGCCGAACAGAUGAGAUCGGAGAGCUGUGUGUGUGUUCCAUCGCCACGGGAAUGUCAUAUUAUGGGCUCUCGGGCAUGACAAAAAACACCUUUGAGGUUUUCCCCAUGAGCAGUUCUGGGGCUCCUAUCAGCGAGUACCCCUUUACUCGGACAGGGCUGUUGGGCUUCAUAGGCCCGGGUGGGCUGGUGUUUGUCUCUGGAAAGAUGGAUGGGCUGAUGGUGGUGAGCGGACGGAGACACAACGCUGAUGAUAUUGUCGCAACAGCGCUGGCGGUGGAGCCCAUGAAGUUUGUGUACAGGGGCAGGAUAGCGGUAUUUUCCGUGACGGUCCUGCAUGACGAGAGAAUUGUGGUCGUAGCCGAGCAGCGACCGGACUCCACAGAGGAGGACAGUUUCCAGUGGAUGAGUCGUGUGCUGCAGGCGAUAGACAGCAUCCACAACGUCGGGGUGUUUUGCUUGGCUCUGGUGCCCGCCAACACCCUUCCCAAGACUCCUCUGGGAGGGAUCCACCUGUCGGAGACCAAGCAGCUGUUUUUGGAAGGCUCCCUGCAUCCCUGUAACGUCCUAAUGUGCCCUCACACCUGCGUCACCAACCUGCCCAAACCCAGACAGAAACAGCCAGAGAUCGGACCUGCCUCUGUGAUGGUGGGAAACCUGGUCUCAGGGAAGAGGAUCGCUCAGGCCAGCGGCAGAGAUCUGGGCCAGAUCGAAGACAAUGAUCAGGCAAGAAAGUUCCUCUUCCUGUCUGAGGUGUUGCAGUGGAGGGCCCAGACCACCCCAGAUCAUGUGCUCUUCACCCUCCUCAGCUCAAGGGGAACAGUUCUGAGCUCACUGACGUGUCUUCAGUUGCAUAAGCGGGCGGAGAAGAUAGCAGCCAUGUUGAUGGAGCGAGGCCACCUGCAGGACGGUGAUCACGUUGCGCUGGUGUACCCACCUGGUAUUGAUCUGAUUGCUGCCUUUUACGGGUGCUUGUAUGCCGGCUGCGUACCAAUUACAGUGCGACCACCACAUCCCCAGAACAUCGCCACCACCCUCCCCACUGUGAAAAUGAUUGUGGAAGUGAGCCGAUCGGCCUGUGUGAUGACCACACAGGUCAUUUCCAAGCUCUUGAAGUCAAAGGAGGCGUCUGCCGCAGUGGACGUCAGGACGUGGCCUCCUGUUCUGGACACAGAUGAUCUGCCAAAGAAGAAGCCUCCUCAGCUCUACAAACCCUCCAAUCCAGACACGCUGGCUUACUUGGACUUUAGCGUCUCCACUACCGGAAUGCUUGCAGGAGUAAAGAUGUCCCACACAGCCACCAGUGCCUUUUGCCGCUCUAUAAAGCUCCAGUGCGAGUUAUAUCCCUCUCGUGAGGUGGCCAUCUGCCUGGAUCCGUACUGUGGCCUCGGCUUUGUCCUCUGGUGCCUCUGCAGUGUGUAUUCAGGGCAUCAGUCCAUCUUGAUUCCCCCGUCCGAGCUGGAGGUGAACCCCGCUCUGUGGCUGCUGGCUGUCAGUCAGUUUCGGGUCAGAGACACGUUCUGUUCGUACUCCGUCAUGGAGCUUUGCACCAAGGGGUUGGGCCUGCAGACAGAAUCCCUCAAGUCCCGUGGACUUGACCUAUCCCGCGUCAGGACGUGUGUGGUUGUCGCUGAGGAGAGGCCCAGGAUAGCCCUUACCCAAUCCUUCUCCAAGCUCUUUAAAGACCUGGGCCUGCACCCGCGAGCCGUCAGCACUUCCUUCGGAUGUAGAGUGAACCUGGCCAUCUGCCUGCAGCCCCACAGGCUCGGGAAGCUUGCGGAUCAGGGGACGUCAGGACCAGACCCGACUACUGUGUACGUGGACAUGAGAGCUCUCCGACACGACAGAGUUCGGCUGGUCGAGCGAGGCUCCCCACACAGUCUCCCCCUCAUGGAGUCUGGAAAGAUUUUACCCGGAGUUCGAAUCAUCAUCGCCAAUCCUGAAACUAAGGGCCCGCUGGGAGACUCCCAUCUAGGGGAGAUCUGGGUUCACUGCGCCCAUAAUGGCAGUGGUUAUUUCACGGUGUAUGGCGAUGAGGCCCUGCAGUCUGAUCAUUUCAACUCACGCUUGAGCUUCGGAGAUACGCAGACGGUGUGGGCGCGUACCGGCUACCUGGGCUUCCUCCGUAGGACCGAACUCACAGAUGCAAGUGGAGAGCGGCAUGAUGCUCUGUAUGUAGUGGGUGCUCUGGAUGAAGCCAUGGAGCUGAGAGGAAUGAGGUAUCACCCCAUCGACAUUGAGACCUCCGUGAUACGCACUCACAAGAGCAUCAUGGAAUGUGCUGUGUUUCCCUGGACCAACCUUCUGGUGGUGGUGGUGGAGCUGGAAGGUUCAGAACAGGAAGCUUUGGACCUCGUUCCUUUAGUGACCAACGCGGUCCUGGAAGAGCACUACCUAAUCGUGGGCGUGGUGGUAGUGGUGGACAUCGGCGUCAUUCCCAUCAACUCUCGCGGAGAAAAACAAAGGAUGCACCUGCGAGACGGCUUUCUAGCCGAUCAGCUGGACCCCAUCUACGUGGCAUAUAACAUGUAGCACGAGAGCCGUCGCGUGUAUGUUUGCGUGCGUGUUGGCCGAUCACGGACACUUACUGGGAGAAACGUUAAAAAGUGACAACAAAGCCAAACAGAAAAACGGAUUGGCAGACGAAUUCAGUCUCUGCUUCUGCUUACGUGCGCGUCGCUUUUCCACGUGAGGUUUUUGCAACAUCGUUCAUUUUUAAUUCCGCCCUACACGAGCGAAGGGUAUUUUUAAAAAUCUGCAUACUGUGGCGAAAUGUGCGUUUUAAGUUUCUUAAGAGUAACGAUUUGUUGAAAGUUAGACGCCAUUUCCGUCCGUUCAUUUAAAAAAAUAAAGGUACGACUUGUUACAUUUGUACGUACGUCGCAGCCGUCGUUCAGCAACUUGCCGGUUUAGUUUUUCAAACUUUGUAAAUGUUUCUCGAACAGCAGGACGCAAAAGCGAAGAAAAAAACGCCCCCUGCUUUUUCGAUUCCUCCAUGUUUAAUAUCAUUGUACAAAGCUGGCGGCGAACACGAAGUCGGUUGAUAUUGUGUAAUUAUGUACAGAUAAUAGUUCUUAUUUAUUUUGCUCUUUUUAGAAUCGGUGAGCGAAGACAUUUGGAAAUGUUUUGCUCAUUAAAUAAUAUUGCUGAUAUAAAACAUUGUAUCAUCUUGAGUGAGUAGUAUCACAUCAAGUCUAUGUAAAAAUAUAAAUAUACAUACAAAUAUAUAUAAAAAAGAAAUAUAUAUAUAAAAUAAGAUCUACGAAUCACCAAUGAAACAUUUCUAAUGCAGUACUUCCCACUUGCAUGGUGUCUGUUGUAGAGAGAAUCAACUGACCGGUCGAACGGUUUAAUAAUACGGACGCGGAACAAAUGCUUCGGUUUUUCGAAAUUGAAAUCGCUACGCCCUUUCCGAGAAAACCAACCAACCCUAAAAAAUGUGCCUGGAAUUUUGUUUACAUUUGCUUUUAUGACUCAAAUCUGCACCGCAAUGUGUUUUUAUUUGCUUGGAUUGAAUUUUUACUUUUUGUAUCAUUUUUCUGUGUGGGUUUUAUCAUUAUUUAUUGACACAAGCGCGUUUUUGUUUACCGCUCAAAUGUCGCAUUCAACGGACUAACACAGAUUUCAGUAUCUUCAUGUUUACUUGCAACCCCGAUCGUUUUAAUUCAGCUUACGUGGGAGAUACAUGCUAAAUUAAUGCCGGCAUAUUGUUGGCACAUGCAAUAUGGGCAAAGCAUGAAACGUGGCCGACUGACUAUAAUAAUGCAAACGAUAGUUUGAGGAAAAGAUAAGCGUGCCAUUAUAUUUCAUCGUACCAGCUGCAUUAGAAAGGAUGCGUUUUCAGAACCUCUUCGUAGCGCUGGCAAUGCGUUAAAACGUCAUUUUAGUUUCUUUUUCCACUAGGAGAUCUACUGCAGUCAGAUAUCAGCACCCUCCGGCCUCAUCCGAGGCCUUAGUUUAUUCAACGCAACCUUUAUUUCGAAAUCGGUGUCAUAGACGUCAAUACUGUGUAUGGGAACUGAGUUUACACUUAUUGAGAAAGUGACGAUGCAAUGUUUUUUGUCUGUUUGUUUUUAAAAAAAAAAAAAAAAAUGAAGGAACGAAGUCUUAACUUGUUCGGAAGCUUUAGUGUUGCCAUUCCCAUACAAGCGGAAAUGUUUCCCCAUUUGAAAAGAAAAAAAACGUGCACAUAACUUUCAACCUGUGAAGUUAUUUCCCUUUUUUGUUGGAAAUCUGGACGUGAGAGAGUCUGCAUGGUGUAUGUAAAUAUUGUUGGUUAGAGAAAAAAAGACAAAAAACAAAAUUUAUUUUGUAUGGUGCAGGUGUGUUUGAAAUUCUGUUUUGUACACAUGAUUAAAAGUAUUAAAUUACACUUUUAUAGAAGCCUGCUUUGGCCUACGUUCACAAAAUAUGGUGCAAUAAAGUGCUUUGAUUGGUAAAUUUGUCUUUUUACAUUUGCGAGACAAAAAAACGUAGCGAAGCUACCACCGGUUGAUAUGUUUUAUUUAUACAUAGUACUGUUACAUAAUGUAAUGCAAGAAAGGGGAAAACGUUUACACCACAUUUGAAUUCGUAUGCACAUGAAAGACAGGUGUUUGUAUAGCAGACUCGCUGGGUGUUUUGGAAAUUCUCAGUAGUCAUUCCGUCCGCAUAAAUAUAAGUUAAAAAAGAAAUUUUAAAAAAGGGUUACUUGCAAUUACAAAGUGGUGUCAAAUUACCCUAGAAAACCAAAAA
Messenger RNA from Labeo rohita (rohu), 7321 nucleotides. RefSeq names its product disco-interacting protein 2 homolog Ca (gene dip2ca). The record is from RefSeq and is a predicted model, not a curated record. NCBI's taxonomy places the organism in Eukaryota, Metazoa, Chordata, Actinopteri, Cypriniformes, Cyprinidae.